Messenger RNA from Prorocentrum cordatum, 2718 nucleotides. The record is from the annotation of a GenBank genome assembly. Lineage: Eukaryota; Dinophyceae; Prorocentrales; Prorocentraceae.
CAACUGCGUUACUUACAACUGCAUAUGGUUGGGUCUUUCGCCAGUCUAAUUUUCCGCGCGCGCCGCAGGACGUGCAAGGGGAAUGGGGGAGGGCGGCAAUCCGCGAUCAGAACCGCAGUAGCGCUCCCGCAGCGCUUCUUCUCAAUAGCUCGACGCAGAACUGCCUGGAGUUUGCCGGGCUCGGGGUGGAGGAGUAUUUCCCUUUUGUUAUUUGAUUUUUCCUGCCCUCUUGUAUAUCCAUUCCUUGCUAUAUGCUGUUGUUGUGUCUUCCUUCCCGCCCUUCCCGCUACUCGGGGCGCCCGGGUGCCAGUGCGUAGAUUACUGGAGGCGCAGGCGCAGCUGCCCAGGCUCGUAGAGGAGCCGGCGCUGAGGACAUGGGCUAAUUUCUAGACAUCAAAGAAAUAUGGGGCCACUAGCAGCGGACAGUUGAGAAAAGGUGUGGCCAUUGGCCAUCGUUUGCAGCGAGCCCCAUCCAGACCCAUCUGGUGGGCGAUGGGCCCGGGGGCCUGGCAGGCCCCAGUGUUACGGGAUGUGGUGCAUGUCAAUGCCUGCGGCAAUUUUUGUCGCCGUGCCAGCCAGCCACCGCUGGAACGUGCCAGCGGGCACGGUGGCGGAUCCAGUAAGUCAAUUCGGAGAUUUCGCCUCGCCGCUUCGCAACGCAAUAUCCCCCAGCCUUCUCCUUCGUUGCGUUUCUCAUUUCUCGGGCAUGUCUUCGACGCCGAGUAGGGGGCCUCAGGGGGAGCCGCCGGCGUGCCGAACGAAGCCAGGGUUACAUGUGAAUCUCCAGACGGCUCGUUGCCGCACGUGGUCACGAAACAAACGAAACACCACGCCCAUGGGCAACGGCUCCGAAAAUCAUCGGCGCAGCGGCGCCCGUAGUAACAGUUGCCCGCGUAAGGUCGCGCGCGAGCGCUGAUUUUGCGUAAGCCAUCGCGUCUCGUCCCGGCGGCCUUGCAGCGGAAUCCAUCCAGCAAUUGUCAUUUGAUCAUUGUGGUGAUCCUCCCUUCCUUCUCCCUUCUUCCUGCUCCCCUUCCUUUCUCCCAAGUUCGAAGGUUUGCAUUGCGUCGGCAGCCGUGCUCUCCACGAGCCGCCCCGCGUUUUGACCCAAUCUGUUUUCCGGAGGAGGCCCCAUGGCCAGCUUGUGGGCAGAGGAUGGUGCAGCCCCGGCGAGUGGCGGCACAAGCGGCGGGAUGUUUGGCAGCCUGAAGCCUAGCGCGGACGCCGGGGACACGUUCGCGAUGGCUAUUCGCGGCGACGGUGCCGCUGCUGGAGGGGCGGGUGCGGUCCCCAAGUCGGCCGAGAAGGUUUGUGUGGUUUGCGGUGAGCCUUCCGACAAGAACAUGUGUAGACUGCACAGGCGCUGCUACGACUGCAUCUACCGCGACUCCAUUACCGAGGAGGCAAAGAAGGACGGUACGAAUGAGCGCUUCGUCAACAUCUUCGGCGACGACAAGCAGCGCAAGAAAGGCUUCAAAGACAAGACCACGGCCUACCGCGUGAUUGCGGAUUUCGGCGUGCAGUUCCCAGAAGGCACCAACAAGACGGGCGUGAAGCGCGGCAAGAUCGACCUCGCGCAGUACGUCCACUCCGAGGGCGUGGAGGCCCGCCAGUUCAGGGAGAACAAGGACCCGAUUCUGGACAAGGAGCUUUUCACGAACAAGCUCCAGACGGAACGUGGCUGGACCCCUGCCCGCGCCUUGGAGCUGUGGGAGUGCGAGUGGGCCAGGGGAGUGUGGAGGAAGCACUGGGGCGGGCCUCCGUGGAGCAAGGAGCAGAUGGAGGUACCGGCGAACAUGUUCGGUGGCGAGUCGAACACGGGCCAGGCGGGGACCUACGAGAGCAAGGCGUUGCUGUCAUCAAGCAAGGCGUCCACCCUCAGGGACGAGGACAAGAAGAAGAUCAAGGACGAGUGCCACUUCGGCUUCAACAUGACGCCCAUUCCUUGUGACCAGAAGGACCUUUCACGGCCGUUGCCCGCGACUGCCUGGACGCUCGAGGGAGGCAAGCAGGGCCAGGAGAGGGCCACGACCAAGUCGAUGCUUGCCGCGGCAUCCGGCGCGGUCGCGGACGACCACGCCAAGGCAGAGGCCACCCUGGGCGCGAAGGUGAAGUCGGAGAUCAAGGAGGAGGCGGAAGCCGACCCCAAGAAAGCUACGAAAGACAUUGCUCUCCUUCGCUUGGAGGCUAAGGAGGCCAUCGAAAAGGUCUUGGAGAAGCUCAAGAAGGAUGUCCGCGCGAAGAUCUGCGUUGCAUUCGAGGCCCUCUCGACUGGGAAGUACAGCCGGGAGGGCGUGUCGAUGGACUUGCUAGACCGCAACAUGGUAAUCGGGCUUCUCUGGCUGGGCGCCAAGGUAUCCAGCGGCCUCCGGCCCGUUUCCGCUGUACCCGGGUGCUUGGGGCCCCAGGGCGACCGUGCUGCAAGGCCAAAUGCCUCAGAGCCAUACUUUUAUAAUCUGUUGACGCUUCGCGUAUCCUCACAAGCCCAUCCCCCCAGAACAGGUUCACGGGGCGAGUUGCCCUGAUCAUAUGGGGGGCGAUGCGAACGGAACGAUGGGCGAAGAGCGGAGGGCUAUCUAGAACAGUAGUCGCACGCGAGACUGGUCAUACACACGAGUGGGCACGCAUGCAAUUUGUCAUCACUACAGGACAUCCAACCCUCACCCCGCCACGGGCCUUGGGCUGAAAAACCCCCAGGGCCACGAAAAGAUAAUAAUGUAC